This is a messenger RNA of Zymoseptoria tritici IPO323, 775 nucleotides long. Its product is annotated as E2 ubiquitin-conjugating protein UBC13. The record is from RefSeq and is a predicted model, not a curated record. Bases 158 to 616 code for a protein of 152 amino acids. The transcript has 3 exons. NCBI's taxonomy places the organism in Eukaryota, Fungi, Ascomycota, Dothideomycetes, Mycosphaerellales, Mycosphaerellaceae.
GACAGUCCCGACUUCACGGCUUCAUUGUCUCCCAGAAGCUCCGCUGCUGAAAGCCAAAUCGUUCGAUCGUUCUGCCACAAGUCCAGCCGCAACACCAAUCGCCCACGGUCCGGCCUCAUCCCUCUGAUCUCGAACGAACACCCACCGUCUCGCAGACAUGUCGGCGCCUCUACCAAAGCGAAUCAUCAAAGAGACGGAGAGACUGCAAAAUGAACCGGUGCCGGGCAUCUCCGCCACGCCGCACGACGACAACGCACGAUACUUUGAUGUGAUAGUGGAGGGACCAGGUGGCAGUUGCUACGAAGGUGGUGUGUUCCAUCUGGAGCUGUUUCUGCCCGAUGACUACCCAAUGUGUCCACCACGGAUACGAUUCCUCACUCGCAUCUACCACCCAAACAUCGAUCGCCUGGGCCGGAUCUGUCUCGACGUCCUCAAGAACAACUGGUCUCCAGCACUCCAGAUCCGCACGAUUCUGCUCAGCAUACAGGCGCUCUUGGGUGCGCCAAACCCGGAGGAUCCGCUGAAUGAAGCGGUCGCAAAGCAGUGGAAGGAGAACCAACCCGAGGCCAUCAAGACUGCGAAAGAGUGGACCGAGCUGUACGCGCAAAAGAAGUGAUACACUGGUGAGAUUGAUGUCGUUACGAAAAGCAUGAUCGUUUGAGUGCUUCCUCGCUCGUAUCCGAAGUACUGGCGUCUGGUGAACGUUGGGCCAGCACUGUGUGUUUUGAUCGGGCUCGAUUUGCAAUUCCCGCCCUAGAUAGCUUUCCUCGAGUCG